Molecule: messenger RNA, 1250 nt
Organism: Klebsormidium nitens
Lineage: Eukaryota; Viridiplantae; Streptophyta; Klebsormidiophyceae; Klebsormidiales; Klebsormidiaceae
Source: the annotation of a GenBank genome assembly
GAACUUUGAGCAACCUGGAUUGCUUGAAGGUAGGUUGGUAGGUAGCGGCUCUUUUACUGAUGUCAGCGAAGGGGAUCGUAUAUUGAAGGCACAUAGCAGCAAGGAAAUCGCAGAAACGGAAGGCAUCGGGCUUCAUCGCCGGAGCAAGAAGAACAAUCAUCAUGGCCACCCCCGGAGAGUGGUAUCACUCUCUACCACCAGUGAGCAGAACAUUUGGCACACUAUGCUUUGGGGCGACCGUCGCGAAUGCACUUGGUCUGGUGUCCCCUAUGUCGCUGAUUCUCAGCUGGGAUCUUAUCUUCAAGAAAUUCCAAAUAUGGCGCCUCGUCACAAACUUCAUCUUCCUGGGGAAAUUUAGCUUUCCAUUCGCCAUGUUCCUUAUGUACAUUGCGAGGUACUCGGUGCAACUAGAGAAGCACCACUAUCAAAAUAGGACGGCCGACUUUGUUUACCUGAUGAUGUUCGGGGCAGCUGUUCUUCUGCUGGUGUCCUUUCUGGCUCCGUUCCUGGGGCUGUAUCUGCUCGGCCCUCCCCUCAUCUUCAUGCUCAUCUACCUCUGGUCUCGUGCAAACACAUCAGCAAACGUCAGCAUCAUGGGGAUGGUGUCGGUACAGGCCCUGUACUUACCUUGGGCCAUGCUGGCGCUGGACGUCAUCUUCGGAAACAGCCCUGUUCCCGGGCUCCUGGGCAUCCUGGUGGGGCACACCUACUACUUCCUAACGGCCGUCUACCCCCGGCUAUCGAACGGGACAGAGCUCCUCCGGACGCCCAAAUUCGUACACGACAUGGUGCGGAGCUGGGGUCUUCAACCUGGGGAGUAUCGGCCUGUACCACCUGCGGCAGGCCGACAAGGAAACCGGCCGCCGUAUGCUGCUGCACCGCCGCAGCCAGAGGCACGGCCGGGGUUCAGAGCGUUUGCAGGAACAGGGAGACGACUUGCCGAUUGACAAACAACUGCGGAGUUCAAGUCGUGUGUGUGAUCUGCACGCGAGCGAUCUUGAAGUACUUUGUCAUACUUACAGCUGGUGAGAAUGAUUGCAUGCUGCUUUUCCAUAUUGAACCGAGUCAGACACACAACCAGCGAAUAGAAACCGCAUGUGCGAGCUUGGGAGUGUGGCAUCUGGUUGUGACACACCCCUGAAAGCGCAGCGGGUCAGAAGGCGAGCGGCCUAGCUGUGUGUUGCUUGUUUGAAUGAUUGGGUGUACAUGGGGGUUCCAGUUACAGUGAUUUAUGCAUACAGUCGAUUGUG